Chroicocephalus ridibundus (black-headed gull) is the source of this 2115-nucleotide messenger RNA. It is a transcript of the gene SYF2, whose product is annotated as SYF2 pre-mRNA splicing factor. NCBI's taxonomy places the organism in Eukaryota, Metazoa, Chordata, Aves, Charadriiformes, Laridae. The transcript has 7 exons. Gene Ontology annotation, cellular component: post-mRNA release spliceosomal complex; Prp19 complex; catalytic step 2 spliceosome. The record is from RefSeq and is a predicted model, not a curated record. The coding region runs from base 32 to 802 and encodes 256 amino acids.
GAGCCGGAAGCGGAAGUGUUCACCGUGCGCGAUGGCGGCCGAGGUGGCGACGGCGGCGCUGAGCGGGUGGGCGGCUGCGGAUCCCGAUGGCGGGGGCUCGGGCUCGGAGGACGAGGCGCGGCCUAGCACGGCCGCGGAGGCAGCGGCGGCGCAGAAGCGGGAGGAGCGGCUGCGAAAGUUCCGUGAGCUCCACAUGAAACGGAACGAGGCUCGCAAGCUGAAUCACCAAGAAGUGGUGGAAGAAGAUAAAAGGCUAAAAUUGCCAGCAAACUGGGAAGCCAAAAAAGCUCGGCUGGAGUGGGAGCUGAAGGUGGAGGAAAAAAAGAAGGAAUGUGCUGCGAGAGGAGAAGACUACGAGCGAGUUAAACUGCUGGAGAUCAGCGCUGAGGAUGCCGAGAGAUGGGAAAGGAGAAAGAAGAGGAAAAAUCCAGAUCUGGGAUUUUCAGAUUACGCGGCUGCGCAGCUGCGCAAGUACCAGAGGCUGACGCGGCAGAUCAAACCUGACCUGGAGCAAUACGAGAAGCUGAAAGAGCAGUACGGCGAAGCGCUGUAUCCCACGUCUGACAGUCUUCUCCAUGGAACUCACGUGCCGUCGAAGGAAGGGGUGGACAGGAUGGUCGCAGAUCUUGAAAAGCAAAUUGAGAAGCGUGAAAAAUACAGUCGCCGGCGCCCUUACAACGACGAUGCGGACAUCGACUACAUUAACGAGAGAAACGCCAAGUUCAACAAGAAGGCGGAGAGGUUCUACGGGAAGUACACAGCCGAGAUUAAACAGAACUUGGAGAGGGGAACAGCCGUCUGAGCUGCCGUCUCCCGCAGAGCACGCAGAACAUCUCCCAGCAUUACUUACCUAUUCCUUUGGUAGGGAGAUUUCUGCAGGCAAUUUGCAGCUGUAGAAGUAAUUUGUGUAACAGAUACUCGUGGAAGUGACCAGCUUGUGCAAUUUCAUGUUUUAAAUAAACCCGAACUCUUAUACUUUAGAACACAGCUUGCUUUCAUUCUUCAGUGGCUGAAGACUGGCAAGAGCUACCCCCAGCUGCCUGUCCCGUGCCCGAGGUCACAGUUCUCCUGGGGGCAGCACUCACAGCACAGCUGUCCCCUCCCCAGGCAGCAAAACUGGCUGUUCCUCACCAAGGGGGCAAGGAAGAGGGUUUAUCUCAAGCAUUAGCCUCAGGUUGCUUAAAGACAUAAUUCUUAGUCUGUUUGCUGUAAUUUCUUAAAGAAGCUUCAAGACAAGAAGAGUAAACAAGUGAGUUUAUUUUAUUUUUACAAAAUACGAGUUUAACUGCUCCCAAAAGCAUGCAACAGCACAUUGACAUGCUUGCAAUACUCUUCUUCACAAAAGGUUGGUGCCAGCCAUGCAGCUGAGCGCACUGUACUGCUACAUUCUGCAGCUACAAGCAGCAUCACCUGUACCCUUGGUGUCACAACACCCCCUCCACCAGCUUCCCGAGCUGUUUUUAAAGCAACCUAAAUCACAACACAAGGCAGCACCAAGCCAAGCUCAGCAUUAGGAGUCAGCAGAAGUGACAGCCGCUCAGGUGCAGGGCAACAGCUUCACACAGAGCAGUUGGGUUUACAUCCCAGACACACUCUCCACAUGCAGAGGGAGAUCUGGGGAAGUUCCUCCAGAGGCCCUGAACCAGCCCCAGCAGGAGCAAUUCCAGAAUAAAGGUUUCCUUUCAGAACAACACAGAAGUUACAUUCUGCUGCACUCCCGGAUAGCAGUAGGGGAAGGAAAAGCUACACCUGGAAAUACCCACGUACAGCACAGAGUCAGCGUACCACCAAACACAGAUCUAACACUUGACACACAGAGAGGCCAGUGAAAAACUAAAGUUUAUUUACUUGAAGUAAACAGUUACACAAUGUAAGUCAAGAGUUCAAAAUAACAGCUACCGAACCAUUGUUUAGAAAAAGUUACCCACCUGUAAGUUCUAGUCCAUUAACGCAAUACAAAAAUAUUUACAAAUAUACACAAGAUUCCCAUCUGCGGCUUCUGGAUCACCAUGCUCUACAUCUGAAAGAGAAACCUAAGAUUCCAAAAAUCAAGAUCUCAAAAUAAAUACUCAGUAUUAACAAGUCUUCAACCUGAUCAGAAAAUGUCAGAUCUCA